UGUAAGAAAAAUGUUCAAAAUCCCUAUUAAGGAAGGCGUAUAACAAAAAUAAUUUGUCACAGUUUAUUGCUCUGCUGUGAGGGUUCUACCAUUCUACACUGCCUGCACACUUCCGACGUUGGUGCAUGGAAUAGUGAAUGUCAGGCGCCUUUCAAAAACACUGAAGUCCCAAAUCAGUGAGGCGGAGGAAGGAGAAACAUGUAUCAGUAUCCAGUUCGAGGACUGGAGAAAAUUCGAAGAACAAGAAGGAAAGUGAAAAGCAUUUUAAGUGAAAUUGGACUUGAAGAAUGCCUGAGCUUGUGUGAAGAUCUCCAGGAGUUUGAUCCAGGAAACAGUGUUUUUGAUGCUACCGGGUGGAAUGAUUUAGCAGAUGGGUUUGAUGGCAGGUGGAAGAAGAAGUGGGAAUAUCGAACACGAGGACUGUGUUGUAGCCUUUGUAAAUUUUCGUCGAGGUCUUGGUAUUCCUUUAGGGCUCAUGUUCUUCGCUGCCAUAAUGAGGAUGAAAGAUGCUGCAGUCUGUCUGCCUGUUCGUUCUGCCCAUUCAUCGCCCAUCCUAAUGUGAUCACCAAACACUACAGAAUGUUCCAUUCUGAAAACCAAAAGUCAGAGUCUGACAUUGUGGUACCACAUCUGACCUCUAAAUCUGUGCCAGGAUUUACUUUUCAAUGCCGAAAAUGCUCAUUUCGUGACACACUCCUUUGCAACAUAAAAAAGCAUGUUCUUAUUAAUCAUUACACUUCCCUGUUGAAUCACUUUGCUGGACAAAGAACAGACUGUGAACUGCAGAGCCUAGGGCCGAUGACCCAGAGGUUUUAUUGCAAAGUGUGUGGUAUACCGGCUGAGACCUCAGAGCACUUACUGUUUCACAUACUAACCUCUGACAAGCACAAGGAGAUGGUUUUACAAAUCAAUACUCUUAUUUUUGAAACUGAAAUCAAGAAGGUUUAUCCCACCCUAGCACCAAAGACCCAAGGACCGGUUAUAACAGGGACAAAUAGUCAGCCAAUAGUGACUCCUAAACUGGCUCCAGGUGCAGUUCUACAGGGGGUGUCUAAUGGUGGCUCUAGAUUGUUAAAUGCUCCUACAUCUAAUACGGCAAUUCUCCCUGCUCAAGCCUCAGCCCUCGUUCAGCUUGCCAGUGCAGAGGCGAAAGGUUUGCUGCAACCUGGUCAGCCACUGACUCUACAGAAUGCCCAGACUGCUAGGACUGUGGCCACCACGCUGCCUGCUAUUGGCGGUACAGCUUCUGUAUCUACACAUCAGCAACUCCCCGUUAGAGUUGGAGUCCCUGGUCAGUUACAGCCUCCACCCCGUCAAGUUCUGCUGCCUCCUGGGCUACAGUUUAAUGUACCAACCAUAAGAGCACCACCCUCACAACCACUGAUUGUUACUCCAAGGUUCCCUUUGAACCAGCCUACCCCUAGAGGCACCAUGCUUACAUCACAGUCCCUUCUGAGUCAUCUGAUUCCCACAGGCAACAAGGUUGAUGGACUGCCUACCUACACUCUUGCCCCUCUACAAGUUUUGUCUGUCCAGGCAAAUAAUGUACAAGUGGUCAGUAAAGCUCCACUUCCCGUAUCCCAGAACAGUCCUACACUUCAGCAAAAUGCUGCAGCCAACAGUGUUUCCCACAACUCCAAGCAGACUAAGAAAUGGGUCACCUGUCCUGUUUGUAAUGAGCUUUUUCCAUCCAGUGUGUAUGAUUCUCAUGUUGAGGUCCACAAAGAGUCAUUCAAAAAAUCCAAGUUAGGCCUGGCUGCCCGAGCGCCCUUUUUGAAGAAAAUGCCUGAUAAGACUGUGAAAUGCCUUAUGUGCAAAAUCUUGCUGUCUGAAAAGGGUCUUUUUGAGCAUUUGCUUCAUGGUUUGAAUUGUUUGUAUUGUUCUGGAAUGUUCUAUUCCAUCAAGCAGCUAGUGGCACAUAUACAAGUGGACCACAACCCAACCCAAAAGGUCAACUGUGACUUCAUGAGACGAGAGUACCGUCUUUACACUGAUGAGUUUGGCAACCUACUUUUCCCCUAUUUUGACAUUAACACUGCAGCCCCAAAAGAGAUGAUGGGAGAAAAGGAGCUCAACCUGGCAUUGGUUACCAAUUCCCUUGAUCUGAUUUUUCUUAAGUUGUCGCCCAUGAAUCGCCAGCCGGUGUGCAAGAUGCCCGUACCUAAGCCGGACAGCCCAGACUGUGUCUUCUGUUCUGAGAAGCUGCUGAAUAUGGAGUGUUACCAGAUCCACCUCCGGGAAAAACACUUCAUCAUGCCUACUGUACAUGCAAUACUCAAAACCCCAGCAUACAAGUGUAUCUACUGUGGCGGGGUGUACACGGGGAAAACCACUGUCAAGGCGAUUACUGUCCACAUAUCAAAAUGCCGCUAUGCGCCCAAGACUCCCAAAGAUGCUGAAAAAAUAACGAGUUCUGGAUUAGCCGUUGCCCCUCGCGUAAACCAGGGGCUGAUGUCAUUUCCAGCACCCCCAAAACAGACAAUGGCGCCAGUCCCGGCUCCAGUUCAAGCCUCAGUUCCAGCCCCCCAGCGCCAAGAGAUGGAAGCAGAACUGCAGAGCACGUUAAGAUUGGAGCGGGCCGUGAAGGAGGCCAUAGAAGCAAAUAAACGAGACAGAGAGGCCAGACUGGCACGUAAAAGGAAGAUUGAAAAGUUAGUCUUGCCUGCUGUUUCACCUGAAGUGCAAAUUGAUUCUCCUGUAAAAUUUGCACUGGAGCCUGCUGGAAUCGAGCUAUGCUCCUUCGAAGACCGGCGCGAAUUUGUGAACAAAUACUUCAACAAACAACCAUACCCAGCCAAGAAGGAGAUCUUUGCCUUGAGCAGCAAAUUGCUGCUGAAUAAAACUGAUGUUGCCUGCCAGUUUGGCUCUAAACGCACUAGGUGUAUGAAGCACUUGCAAAGAAAUAAGGCUGUCGUUCUGUUAGGCUUCAAUAUGUCGGAAGUAAUAAAAUUGAAGCAUAACCUGCUCAUUCCAGAGAUAGAACCCGAGAAGCCGUCUCCUGAGGCAGAAUCAUGAGCACAGUUAAUUGGCGAGAAGAGGAGUAGAAUGUUUGCAUAGUUUGAUAGACUGUCAUGAAACUGAAUAACUUGCUCAGAAACUAUAACAGAGAGUGCAUUGUGUUAACAGUAGAGCAGUCAUCAAAGGGCCACAAUCAGUUAAUCAAAGACAUUUGUAGACUCAUUUUUCCUGGAAAUGGAACCUACAUGGCAAGUUGAACUUCAGUGUACCUGGAUUUGUAUGCUGUUCAAUAAUAGUUGAAUGUUUAUUCUGCAAAGAACAUGCUGUGUUUAAUAAUGACACUUGAAAAAGAUGACCCUAUCAUGUUUUGACCUCACUGUUGGUUUA
Molecule: messenger RNA, 3345 nt
Organism: Electrophorus electricus (electric eel)
Lineage: Eukaryota; Metazoa; Chordata; Actinopteri; Gymnotiformes; Gymnotidae
Gene: adnp2b
Product: ADNP homeobox 2b
Biological process (GO): regulation of gene expression
Cellular component (GO): nucleus
Source: RefSeq, a predicted model, not a curated record